Messenger RNA from Strongylocentrotus purpuratus (purple sea urchin), 2282 nucleotides. Its product is annotated as proteasome subunit beta type-6-like. Gene Ontology annotation, molecular function: threonine-type endopeptidase activity. Lineage: Eukaryota; Metazoa; Echinodermata; Echinoidea; Camarodonta; Strongylocentrotidae. Gene Ontology annotation, cellular component: proteasome core complex. The record is from RefSeq and is a predicted model, not a curated record. The transcript is spliced from 6 exons. The coding region runs from base 1 to 702 and encodes 233 amino acids.
AUGGCGCUGCCCAUGAGUGAGAAGAAAAUUACUGUUUCCUCCUUUUGUGAGGCAAAUUCACAAAUUCCAGAAUGGCUAAGAUCAGAACAUCUAACAGGGACUACCAUCAUGGCAGUGGAAUUUGAUGGCGGUGUGGUAAUUGGAGCCGACUCAAGGACAACCACUGGGUCUUACGUUGCCAACCGUGUAACUGACAAGCUGACCAAGGUCUGUGAUCGUAUCUACUGCUGUCGAUCAGGUUCUGCAGCUGACACCCAGGCUAUUGCAGAUAUUGUCUCCUAUCUCUUGGAGUUCCACAGCAUCAACCAAAACGAACCGCCCCUCGUACACACGGCUGCCAACCUCUUCAGGAACCGUUGCUAUGACUACAGAGACUCGCUCUUGGCUGGUAUCAUUGUAGGAGGCUGGGACAAGGAGAAGGGAGGCCAGGUGUAUUCUGUACCUCUUGGAGGUAUGUUUGUAAGACAACCAUGUGCCAUCGGAGGCUCAGGUAGCACCUACAUCUAUGGCUAUGUGGAUGCCCAUUACAAGGAGGGCAUGAGCAAAGAUGAAUGCCUCCAGUUUGUGUCUAACGCUGUAUCCCUGGCCAUGUUCCGUGAUGGAUCCAGCGGCGGCAUCGUACGUCUCGCCGUCAUCACCGAGGAUGGUGUGGAAAGGAAGACCAUCCUGGGCAAUGAAUUACCUCGUUUCUAUGAAGGAUAAAACAACCUGAUUUAGAAACGUUAAACUGUUAGUGCAUUCAUCACACCAACUGAAGGGUUUAACUGGACAAGUCCAGAGUUUUGGGGUCAUUUGUCCCGUAAUAUUGUGAAGUUCUGAACCUAAAUUGACAUCAACUGCGUCAUUUCACUUCAUAUUCGGUCUAAUCCAAACUGUAGUAGGAUUCAAUUGUUAACUUUAUAGCUUUUGGAUAAUGUUAUAAAGAAUGAAAUAGCUUGGACGUGCCCAACUAAAAUUAUAAGGAAAGCAUCUUCAUGUGAAGUAAUUCUGUCCUUUGAAAAUAUUUAGCUUUUGCAGAAAAUGCUUUAUGAUAAUCAUAUAUCCCAACAUUCAUGUCUUUCUUUUAGGCAUUAUUAUUCCCUUUAACUUUGGGGUGUGGCAAUAUCAUUUGCUACUUAGUAAUGAACAGAUUCGGUGAGAAAUUUGAUCACGAAACGCAAUUACUGGAUAAAUUUGAAAGAUAAUUUCUCUCUAUACCUGAUAAUACUUUGAAAAGAAAUGCCCAAUAAAUAUGCUCUCUGUGCGAGCAUGGUAACCUCUGAAACUCUAAAUUGUUUCUAUUUUCAUUUGUAUUUUCAUUUGUAUUUGUAUCAAGCCCCCCCCCCCACCCCCGUACACACACACACAAAUGUAAACAAUCAUUGACCGUUGUUUAGUGAUGUGCACAAAGUCAUUAAAAAAAGUAUCCAAGGAAACUCUGAUUCACACUCGAGUCAUACUGUAUUUGGAUGGACAUGUGCUCUGAACAAGACCCCACUUUCUUCAUUUUUGUAAUCAUUUAUAAAAAAAACUACAGUUGGUGUGAUGAUAUCAUUCUUUUGUAUGUAUUUCUUGAAAGUAAUGUGUUUAAAACAUGUAGAUAACAUGGUCUUGAAUGUGUUUGUUGUAUUGCAUCAGUCCACCUCUCAAAAUCAGUCCUCUCAGUUUAUGCAGUUUAACAAAAAAAUAAGACUAGAAACUAAAAUUAUUAAAGAGGUAUUCCAGCAGAAUAAGUUUCUGAAACUGUAUCUUCAUCUCUUUCUACCUUACUCUGUGCUCCUUAGAUGUUUUUGUUUCUUGACAGACAUUCCUGCGUAAACACCAAAUGCAUAGAGAAAACAAAACCCAUUUAACCAUAAUAAUAGUUAUAGUAAUUGGAUUUAUAAAGAUGAAAGAAAAUGUAAAUAAACUCAUUAAGUUUACCUGAAUAAUAUAGGCUUAUCAGUAUAUAGUUUACUUUGCAGAAUCAGCCUUACCGGUACCUUAAUAAUAACUGAAUUUUCUCUUUGAGAUUAUAUGCGUUGUUUUUAUUUAUCACGUCUUACGGAAUGUUCUUGAAAAUAAAUUGUUUUUUGGACAUCACUUUCACGAUUCUGCUUUGAUAAUUAAGAUUGAAGAAAAAAGUAGAUUUGUUUGAUAUGUUUUCAGAAAAAUUAAACAUAUUGGUUGUUCUUUUGGCCAAAUCACUGGACAGACUAUAAAAAGCUCAAGACUGUGUCGCAGUCCUACAUAUGAUGUAAGAGACUGCAGUGUCAUUGAAAAGAUGAAAAAAGUUGUCAAUAAAUUCAAUUAGUUUAACUCGA